This is a messenger RNA of Cyclocybe aegerita, 684 nucleotides long. NCBI's taxonomy places the organism in Eukaryota, Fungi, Basidiomycota, Agaricomycetes, Agaricales, Hemipholiotaceae. The record is from the annotation of a GenBank genome assembly.
AUGCCUCCGAAGCCUUCCAUUCGAAAGGAAGAAUGGGAACGACGCCUACAUGAUGUUCAAGUGACGAAAUCUGAUCUCAACCGUCUAGUCAUGGACUACUUGGUGAUCGAGGGGUACAAGUCUGCGGCUGAAGAGUUCAGCCAGGAGGCCAACCUCUCUCCGCCUGUCGACUUCGAGAGCAUAGAAAGCCGGAUGGACAUCCGAGAAGCUCUUCAACGAGGAGACGUGGAAGACGCCAUCACACGCGUGAACGACCUCAACCCUGAGAUCCUCGACACAAACCCUGCACUGUACUUCAAGCUACAGCAACAGAAGUUGAUCGAAUUUAUUCGACAGGGGCGUAUACCUGAAGCCAUACAGUUUGCACAAGACGAACUCGCUCCUCGAGGUGAAGAGUCUCCUGAAUUUCUGUCUGAGCUUGAACGGACGAUGGCGCUUUUGGCGUUCGACUCUGCCCCGAAUGCGCCGCCUGCGAUCGCCGAACUGCUAUCCCCGGCGCAACGGAUGAAGACAGCCGGGGAUGUGAAUGCAGCGAUCCUUGAGAGUCUGUCUCAGGGGAAAGAGGUGAAGCUGGUGGGGCUCCUGAAACUCCUGUGCUGGGGUGAGACGUUGCUGGAGGAGAAGAUGGACUUUCCGAAGCUGAAUGUGCUGGAGGGAACCUUUGGGGAGACGGGGAAGGUGUAG